Molecule: messenger RNA, 1380 nt
Organism: Dictyostelium purpureum
Lineage: Eukaryota; Evosea; Eumycetozoa; Dictyosteliales; Dictyosteliaceae
Exons: 3
Coding region: 1-1380 (459 amino acids)
Biological process (GO): DNA replication, synthesis of primer
Cellular component (GO): alpha DNA polymerase:primase complex
Source: RefSeq, a predicted model, not a curated record
AUGAUUAAGGCAGCAAAGAAAACCAAUGUAGCAUCAACAUCAAAUGAUGCCUAUACACCACUUUACACCAAUGUUCCAGCAUUUAAUUGUAAUAUGUCACAAAUUGAAAAUUUUUGUAUAGAUAGAUUUAAUUUAUUAAAUGAAAUAUUAUCAUUAAAAGAUACAUCAUUGAAACAAGCAACAACAUCAGAUCAACAUGAUUUUUAUGAAUUAUCAAAAAAAUAUUUAGGUUCACAAAAAGAAGAAAUUUUUAAAAUUAAAGACGAACUAUCACAUUAUUGUCUUAGAAUUGCAAUGUGUGAUUCAGAGGAUAGAGAUUGGUUUAUAACAUCAGAAUUAGCAUUAUUAAAACAUAGAUUACCAAAUGACUUAACCCACUUUAUAACAACUUAUUCAGAUUUUGGUUGGUAUCCAGUAUCUGAAGAUGAAUAUAAACUAUUAGCAGACGAUUUAGAUUAUUUAGUUGUAAAAUCAAAUUUAAAAUUACAAGAUCCAAUCGGACCAACACAUUUUUAUAAAAUACCAUUUCAAGAUAUACCAAAUUUAAUCGAUUUAAAAAAAGUAAUUAUUAAGAAAGGAUAUGCAUUUGUUUUUAGAUCAAAUUUCAAAGAUUUAAUUGCAAAUACAUAUAAAAACUAUUUAGAAUUUGCAAUGGAUCGUGUAAAAAUCGAUAAGAAUCGUAUUAGAGAAGAGUUCCCAGAAUUGAUUCAAUUCUUUAAAACAUUACCAAGAGCUGGUGAAUUGGGAUUAAAUAAACAGUUCCUCAAAUCAACUCAAAUCAGAAAAGAGGAUGUCUUACCACUUUCAAAAUCAUCCUUCCCACUUUGUAUGAGAGUUAUGCACGACUCAUUAAUCGGCAAUGCCAAAUUAAAGCACGAAGGUAGAUUACAAUUCAGCACCUAUCUUAAAGGCAUCGGUUUACCAUUUGAAGAGGCAAUCCAAUUUUGGAAAAUGGCAUUCUCAAGAAGAGUUUCAAACAAUGAAUUCGAUAAAGAAUAUGCCUAUACAUUACGUCACACCUAUGGUUUAGAAGGUAAAGCCGUCAGCUACCAUCCAUACAGCUGCUCUAAAAUCAUCGCUAAAAUCCCUUCUGGUAUCGAUCAAGUACAUGGUUGUCCAUAUCUUUGGGACACUGAAAAGCUUGCUAAUAAACUUGAAGAAAUUGGUAUCUCUGAAUUUGAAAGAAUUCAAUUGAUUGAAUCUUCAAAAGUCCAACCAAACAUAGCUUGUACAAAACAUUUCAAUAUUUUACAUCCAAGUAAUAAUUUUUCAAAAGUUAUCUCUCAUCCAAAUCAAUUCUUUGAAGCCAGUCGUUUGUAUCACAAAAAACUUGAAGAUUCAAAAAAAAUUAAAAAAGAAGAAAAUGAAAAAGAUAAAUAA